Cucumis sativus (cucumber) is the source of this 1011-nucleotide messenger RNA. RefSeq names its product probable ribosome biogenesis protein RLP24. Bases 253 to 756 code for a protein of 167 amino acids. The record is from RefSeq and is a predicted model, not a curated record. Gene Ontology annotation, cellular component: nucleolus. Gene Ontology annotation, biological process: ribosomal large subunit biogenesis. Lineage: Eukaryota; Viridiplantae; Streptophyta; Magnoliopsida; Cucurbitales; Cucurbitaceae. The transcript has 5 exons.
UUUGUAAACCCUAUUUUGCAUAAGCUUACCCCUUCCCCUGUUUCCCCCCACUCCAUCCCGCCACCGGCAUUCCAGGUUCCUUUAGCGGCUCCGAUUCACGGUGAACCCUCAGCUGCCACCGUCUCUUCAUUCCGACGAAGUCACCGCCAUUCUCUUCUUCUUUCACUCUCUCGCCUCUCUGAUUGUUUAACUCAGUGGUUCAGCCCUUAGCGCCGUCGGAAAUUUAGGGUUUGUUAUUUGCUGAAGAAAAGAAUGAGGUUAGAGAAGUGUUGGUUCUGUUCCUCCCCUAUAUAUCCAGGACAUGGUAUUCAGUUUGUUCGCAAUGAUGCGACGAUUUUUAGAUUUUGUCGAUCAAAAUGCCACAAGAACUUCAAGAUGAAGAGAAAUCCUCGUAAAGUAAAAUGGACUAAGGCUUAUAGGAGGUUGCAUGGAAAGGAUAUGACAAAGGACUCUACUUUUGAAUUUGAGAGGUGGCGUCAUAGGCCGCAUAAAUAUGACAGGAAUGUCACUGAAGAUACAUUGAAGGCUAUUAAGAAGAUUGAUAAGAUCAGAAUGGAUAGGGAGUCGAGACAUAUUGCACGCAGACACCAAGGAAAGAAAGCAAAGGAGUUCAGAGAGGCAAAGAAGGAAUUGGAUCAAAGCAUCAGUUUGGUCAAAGCACCUUCUGUUCUCAAGGAGGAUCCUUCCCUCACCCUUCCAAAACUCAAAGUCAAAGUGGUACCAUCACAAUCAGAGCAAGAUCGUAUGGAAGAAUGAGUUCGUUUAUCUAAUAUCUCACUAUAUCAAAUAUUUAUGUAGUAGUUCCGUUUUCACAUAUCUAGAACUGUCACAGUUCUUGUACAGUGGUAGAUUAUCUUUGUUCGCCUUUACGCAAGCAUGGUUGUCAUGUACAAUUUCAUUUUGAGAAUGUGUUUUUUUUCCUUUAAUAUACAGACUUCUAAAAAUAUUUAUUGAAUCAUUUCCAAUUGGUUUUUGCGGUUUUGUUUGAGGCUAUGUAGUGGUUUAAGGCAA